This is a messenger RNA of Symbiodinium natans, 999 nucleotides long. The record is from the annotation of a GenBank genome assembly. Lineage: Eukaryota; Dinophyceae; Suessiales; Symbiodiniaceae.
AUGGCCGACCCCAAUCCGAAGAGACUACCCAGCCGCAAGCCGUCCGGCGAGUGGAAGCCUGGGGUUCUCGAGGACGGCCUGGGCGUAACAGUCUUCGACAAAGCAUUCGACGACCACUUUCAGAUCAACUCAGAUCUGAUCGAGCAGGCCUUGCAGGGCGGCUUUCAUGAGUGUUGCGCCUCCUUCCCGGAGAAGAAGCAGCAGCCGGAAGCCUGGGGCAUGCGCGUGGACUUUCUUUGGAAGCUGUGGCUCUAUGUCAAGGAGGACUUGGCCGGCUAUUCUGCAGCGCACAAGGUGGACAAAGACGGAGAGCACUACUGCAUCGUGAGCCCUUGUUUGUGGAGCCAUGGGGAGAGAACCUGCGCUUCCGCUGCUUCGGGCGCGCCCUCCUCACGACAUCUGCGGCAGAUGCACGGGGACAUGCACUUGGUGGUCCAGCGGUAUGUUAUGCCUUGGACGCGGGGAUUCGACGCUGGUUUGGCCUUAGUCUUGAAUGCUGGAAGCAUUGCUUGGUCGCGGAAAUGCGCAGACUUGUUCUGCAUGGCCACGACCUUUGUUUCGCACAGCUGGAGUGAAGCAUUCGAAGACUUUGCGCAGACGCUCUUCCGGUUGCUGGACGCGCAGGCUGUCGUUUGGAUUUGCAGCUUUGCCUUGUGGCAGCAUGGCGAUGUCUCCGCCAGCCUUUCCUCUCUGGAUCGCUGUCCCUUCGCUGUGAGCAUGAGGGCAGCUCACCGGGUGCUGGUCUUGACAGACAACUCGGCCGAGACGUUGGAGCGCUGCUGGGUCGUCUUCGAGGCCGCCUUGGCCCACGAGCUGCGGAAGGACUACAAUAUAUGCCUGCCCGAUGAUGGCGAUGCAGAGUGCUGGAACAUUGUUGGACGAAAGCUGGAGAGAGUGGAUGUAGAAGCUUGCAAAGCUACCAACGAGAAGGACAAGCAAGAGAUUUUGGCUUACAUCCGCCGCCAGACAGGGGGCAUCAGCGAACUGAAUCGCAGCUAA